AUGCAAUCGAAUGUUCGAGGUGUCGACGCAAAGGCAUCAACUGCGAUCGCACGCACCCAAAGAUCCGGUUUCGUAAGACGCCAAAGGUCGACGCUCAGAUUCGCUUUCAGGAAGACCAGCCAUGGGUUGAGACGAACAGUCCGCUUCACACAUAUAUCUUUAAAGAUGAUCAAACCAUUCCCACUGACAGAUGUUAUCUUAGGGCAACUUAGAUACGUGGACGAGACUGGCAAGAUUAUCGCCACUCACGGUGAAAGCGACAAUGAAGCCGACUACGCAGAACUGGCUACUGCAGAAGAGCCUGAAUCCCAGAGUGAUGCUUCAGAUACUGAAAACGCCUGGGAGAAGGGCUCUCCACCCACAAGUGACACAGGGGAGGCACUCUCCGAGCGCCUCCUGCUGCACAACACAUUCAUCACAGACACUGGACAGAGCGAUCAGGAUCAACCUGCUAUAUCGUCGAACUGGUUGUCACCCAACGUGUCACGCUCGCCCUUCACAAUAUAUACCUCCAACGUCGGAACGGAUCAAACGCAUCUGCAAUGGAUGUCUCAUGUAACCGAGCCAGACGACUCGGCGGGAAAAUUGCUCGACAUUCAUCUCAACGAGGACAACGCGCCGGCGUCGAGAAAUGUCGGGAAUCAAGCCGCCUCGGCCCGUGACAGAGCUAUAUUCCUGAGGUAUUUCAUGCAAGAGCUCUCACCGUGGUUCGAUCUUUGCGAUCCUUACAGGCAUUUCGGUCAGGUGGUGCCGCAGAGAGCUCGAACGUCAGAAACCCUUCUGAACGCCAUAUGCACGGCAGCGGCGAGGCAUCUCGUUCGACUGCAGGAACACAAGAAAGCCGAUGACGCUCUCGAGUGGAACGGUCUGCUGUUACCGCACGUCGAACAAGACUCUGUGUGGGAAUACCAGAACGAAUGCAUUCGAGACCUUCUAAGGUUCAGCAUCGAUCCUGAACAGAUCCAGAAUGUUGACCUGCUGGCGGCAUCCAUCAUCCUGCGGACCGACGAGGAAAUCGACACCCCCUACCACGAGGGCAAAACUCCCAAGGACGUGUUCCUCCGUGUCACCGGCGCAUUCAUGGAAGCGCAGACGCCUCUGGUGGCCGCGAUACCGCACAGUUCCCCGCAAAUCUACAGCAUCAAGCCGGCCACAAAUUCAGCAGGGGUCCUGACGACAGGCGAAGUCGCAGAAGAGCGAUCAGACCUCCGUCCCAAGUCCCCUCUCAGUCCAACCACUCGAGAGCUGUUGACCACAGCUCACGGUUCUCAAGCAGAUGGACUCAGGCAGGCAUGCUUCUGGAUUGCGCUUCGACAAGAGCUUCAUGCUUCCUUCAUGACUCAACAGGCAUUCACAUUCCCGCUGUCCAAGUUUGAUUCCUUCCGAGACUUUUCCCCGGCGAUAGACGCCGUUUGGGCUGACCGCGUUGUCAUCUUUCAUGCCGAUGUCCUCGAGUUCUGUUACACGAUCCUACCGAAUCUUGGCGUUGAUCGCCAACGAUGGCUCAACUUGAAAGAACAGGCCGACUUCUUACAAUCGUCUUUACCGGCCUCUUUCAUCCCUAUCCAUGAGCAGGAAGGCUGUCUAGGACCUACUCGACUGUUCCCAGAGAUCUUGUACCUCGACACUUACCAUGUCACGGCUGCAGCGUAUGCCGAACUUACGAGGAUAUUGCUGGUCACAUUUGACCCAGGGCGGAAGAAACUGGGGAGCGGAUAUCUGGCCAGCCAACGAGAGGUCAUGGCGAUAUCAAAGACUGCUUGUGUCAAGCUCUGUGGCAUGGCACUCAGUAAUAAGCAAGCGCCACCUAUCCACCUCAAUGCCUGUGCAGCAGUCAUGCUGUGCGGGGAGUAUUUUGACAACAAGGUAGAGCAAGAGGCGCUUGUUUGGUUCUUGAAGAUGCUUGAGGAGAAUCUGGCCUAUCCUACCGCCAACUUGGUGGCGAAGCUGAUCAAAGCCUGGAAUUGGUGAUCCUUAACUGGAUACAAUACGUGGCGCUGACGAUGGAUGUGUCCAUAAGUCACGACCAGCCAUGUUGGUCCAGACUGUAUUGGUCCAUGGAGCGGACAUAGCAUCCAUCUCGACCAGUCCUGAGUUCAAAAACGCGGAGGACGCAGUUCUGCGGAGCCAUUAUCUUGUCGCCGAUCUGCGACAACUAAGGAGGAAAGCGAUUAGUAGCUUGAGAGACACAUCAAUGCUGCCGACAAUCCUCGGGAACCGACGACCAACAGUUCUCUUACUGGUGGAAUCAACCGCUAUUGGAAAUCCACGGCCCUCGAGGAAAAUGAUACCAAGAAUCCAGAGCCAGAGCACGAGAAACAGAGUCAGACAGGUUGAAAUAAAGGUCUAGAUAUCGUCGCUGGACAGUAAUGAGACCUGCUGAUGAUGGACACGCCCGUUGGUCUCUCAGGCUAGCAUUGACGAGUCUCAAAUAGCCCCUGGGCGCCG
Messenger RNA from Cladophialophora immunda, 2448 nucleotides. RefSeq lists its product as uncharacterized. The transcript has a single exon. The record is from RefSeq and is a predicted model, not a curated record. Gene Ontology annotation, cellular component: nucleus. Gene Ontology annotation, biological process: positive regulation of transcription by RNA polymerase II. NCBI's taxonomy places the organism in Eukaryota, Fungi, Ascomycota, Eurotiomycetes, Chaetothyriales, Herpotrichiellaceae. Gene Ontology annotation, molecular function: transcription cis-regulatory region binding; DNA-binding transcription factor activity. The coding region runs from base 1 to 1971 and encodes 656 amino acids.